Messenger RNA from Coffea eugenioides, 4304 nucleotides. RefSeq names its product epidermal growth factor receptor substrate 15-like 1. Bases 369 to 3971 code for a protein of 1200 amino acids. Gene Ontology annotation, biological process: endocytosis; endosomal transport. The record is from RefSeq and is a predicted model, not a curated record. Lineage: Eukaryota; Viridiplantae; Streptophyta; Magnoliopsida; Gentianales; Rubiaceae. The transcript has 13 exons. Gene Ontology annotation, molecular function: protein binding; calcium ion binding. Gene Ontology annotation, cellular component: nucleus; plasma membrane; cytoplasm.
UCAAAUCUUUCCGUCAAUUGUCAAAUAUUAAAAUAAAAACCACGCACCUUCACCAUUGCACUGUGAUUUGUGCUCCCCAUUGAAAGCACCAAAUAAAAAAAAAAAAAGAAGAAACCAAUCCCCUCUUCCAUCGCCGGCCAACCAACGGCGGCGCUCCGCCGUCAGUAUAUAGUCUUUCAACAUCAAUUCACAAUUACAUCAUCCGUCUGUUGGGACGGUGUCGUCGGAUCGUUUAAACCCUUGCUUCCGUCCAUUUUUAUUUAUGCGGAGAAAUGAAUUUGCAUAGAUUCUAAUUGAGUAGAUCCUUCUCGAUCUUCGGAAUCGAAUUGAGCUGUUUUUUAUUUUUGGUGACGAUUCGAUUGGGGAAAAUGGCGCAGAGUCAAACGCAGGCUCCGAAUAUGGAUCAAUUCGAGGUAUAUUUUAAGAGAGCAGAUUUGGAUCAAGAUGGUCGGAUCAGUGGAAGCGAGGCCGUUUCCUUCCUUCAAGCCACAAAUUUACCUCGACAAGUACUCGCUCAGAUAUGGACGAUUGCUGAUCAAAAUCGAACUGGCUUCCUUGGUCGUCAAGAAUUUUAUAAUGCUCUUAAGCUUGUUACAGUAGCUCAAAGUAAACGAGAGUUGACACCAGAUAUAGUAAAAGCUGCAUUAUAUAGUCCAGCUUCAGCAAAAAUUCCUGCUCCCAAAAUUAACCUUACACCUAGCCCAGGCACUCAAUCAAAUUUUACAGCAGGGUCUGCUGUGCCACCACAAAGUGCUACUGCUGCAGUGCCACCUCAAACUAUUGGCAUCAGGGCCUCGCAGGGACUUACAUCUCAGCAAAGUCAAGUUAUGAGGCCGCCUCGACCCCCACUUCCUAGUGCUACUUUUCAAUCUCCACAAGUUGUUGGCGGUCCACGAAUGCCUCAUCAUGGAGGUAUCGUGCCGGUUUCUAAUCCUCCAAGUUCCUCUCCACCCCUUGGUGAAAACAAUGUUGUCUCCCAGGCUGGACUUUCUUUUCAAUCAAAUAGAAGUGUGGGACCUGUAGGGCAGGAUAGUUUUGCAGUGGCUGCAUCUGGAUUACCACCUUCUACACAACCUGGAGCACAAGCAGCCUCUGUCUUGCAACCUGCUUCAUCUAAACCAAGUGAUACUUCAGUCAGUAACCUUGUGGAAGUGAAAGAUUCCAAAGCGUUUGCUGUGGCUUCUAAUGGAUAUGCACCAGACUCACUUUUUGGUGAUGUCUUUUCAGCUGCACCUAUUCAAACAAAACAAGAUUCUACCAAAGUUACAUCUGGUGUUAGCAGCUUACCUGUAUCAUCUGCAAUUGUUCCAACAUCUAUGGGAGUGCAAACUGCAGUUACAUCUAGUCCCCUUGAUUCUACCAAUGUUACAGCUGGUGUUAGUAGCUUACCUGUCUCAUCUGCCAUUGUUCCGACUUCAUUGGGAGCACAACCUCCUGUGGGUAGUCAACACCAUCAAGGACAGUUACCAGUGAAGCCAAACCAACAAUUUUUGACACAAGCAUCCCCUGCAUUGCCUUCUGGAGCUGUAAAUUCUGCAGGUUGGCCAAGGAUGACUCAGUCUGAUAUUCAAAAAUACAGCAAAGUGUUUAUGCAAGUGGACACUGACCGAGAUGGAAAAAUCACUGGUGAACAGGCUCGCAACCUUUUCCUCAGUUGGGGGCUGCGAAGAGAGGUGUUAAAGCAAGUAUGGGACUUGUCUGAUCAAGACAAUGACAGUAUGCUUUCCUUAAGAGAAUUCUGCGUUGCUCUCUAUUUCAUGGAACGGCAUAGGGAGGGUCGGCCCCUUCCUACUGUGCUUCCAAGUGGUAUCAUGUUUGACGAGACAAUGUUACCUGUCAUGAACCAACCUGUUGCACCUCAAGGAAAUACAGUUUGGAGAGCUACUUCAGCUUUUCAGCAACCACAUUCUACGAAGCCGCCUCCUGGGAAGCCGCCUCGUCCUGUUCCUGUUCCUCAACCUGACGAUUCCAUGCACCCAAGUCGGCAAAAACCUAAAGUUCCUGUUCUGGAGAAGCAUCUUUUGGAUCAACUUAGCACAGAGGAACAGAAUGCACUGAAUGCAAAGUUUCAGGAAGCGUCUGAUGCAGAAAAGAAGGUAGCAGAAUUGGAGAAGGAGAUACUAGAUGCUAGAGAGAAAAUUCAGUUCUAUCAUGCAAAGAUGCAAGAACUUAUCCUGUACAAAAGUCGAUGUGACAAUCGACUGAAUGAGAUCACUGAAAGGGUUUCUGCUGAUAAGCGAGAGGUGGAGUUACUGGGAAAGAAAUAUGAAGAGAAGUAUAGGCAGGCGGGAGAUGUGGCAUCCAAAUUGACAAUAGAAGAGGCCACAUUUCGGGACAUUCAGGAGAAAAAGAUGGAGCUUUAUCGAGUAAUUGUCAAAAUGGAACAAGAUGGUGGCGCUGACAGUAUUCAGGAACGUGCUAAUCGUAUCCAGUUGGAUCUUGAGGAGCUAGUAAAAUCACUGAAUGAACGUUGCAAAACUUAUGGAUUACGUGCCAAACCAACCUCACUAGUUGAGCUUCCAUUUGGUUGGCAACCUGGCAUCCAAGGAGCAGCAGCUGAUUGGGAUGAAAACUGGGAUAAGUUUGAAGAUGAAGGGUUUUCAUUUGUCAAAGAGCUCACCCUGGAUGUGCAAAAUGUCGUAGCCCCACCUAAACCCAAGUCUUCAUUGAGAGAGAAAGAAACAUCAGUCAAUGUAAAUGGGGUUGAUAAAUCAUCUGCUGAUGCUGAUGGUAAGGCAGAGAAGGCACGGAACACUAGCAAUCAGAGACCUGAGGAUGAUGGAGCGAAUGCCCAGGGUGAAGAGCACAGUGUGAGUAGUCCACCUGAGAGUCCAGCAAGAACUAAUGCACUUGAGAGCGAAUCUAAGGAGUUUGAAGAUUCUUAUUCUAAAAGGGAUAUCAGUUAUGAUGGUUCACCCCAUGCUACCCAGAGUGAACAUGGGGGUACUGAAUCUGUGUUCAUGCCGGACAAAGGUUUUGAUGAACCAGGCUGGGGUACGUUUGACACAUCAUAUGAUACUGAUGCUGCAUCAGAGUUCACUCAUGUAACUAAGGAUGUACACUCUGAGAGGCAAAGUGAUAAUUUAUUUGGUUCUGAUGACUGGGGCUUAAACCCAAUAAGAACUAGUACAGCUCGUGCGGAUAAUAUGUACCCGAAGCAAAGCCCUUUUUUCGAUUCUGUACCGAGCACCCCAAGUUACAAUGUGGGUGGCUCCCCUCUUGCAGACAGCAUGUUCCAAAAGAAAAGUCCAUUUGGCUUUGCUGACUCCGUUCCAAGCACACCAAUGUACAGUUCAGGCAAUUCUCCACAAAAAUUUGGUGAUGGGCCAGAAGAACGCUCUUUUAACAGUAGCUUCUCAAGAUUUGAUUCAUUCAAUAUGCAAGAUGGUGGACUGUUCACACCACGCGAACCACUACCCUUUUCAAGAUUUGAUUCUAUGCGCAGCACCAGAGACUCUGAAUAUGAUCAUGGCCUUUCCGCUUCACGUGAUUCCCUAGCAAGAUUUGACUCCUUCCGCAGCAUGGCAGAUUCUGAUUACAACUUUGGCCCCUUCCCACCUGGUGAGUCGGUUGCUAGGUUUGAUUCCAUGCGCAGCACCAGAGGCUCUGAUUUUGGUCAGGGAUUUUCAUCUUUUGAUGAUGCUGAUCCUUUUGGGUCAAAUGAUCCUUUUAAGACUUCAUUGGAAAGUCAAACACCGAGGAGAGACUCUGAUGGUUGGAAUGAUCAUUUUAAGACAUCAUUUGAAAGUCAAACUCCGAGGAGAGAUUCUGACGGUUGGAAUGAUCCAUUUAAGACAUCGUUUGAUAGUCAAACACCGAGAAGAGAUUCUGAUAGCUGGAACGAUCCAUUCAAGACAUCAUUUGAUAGUCAAACCCCGAGGAGAGAUUCUGAUAGGUGGAACGAUGCAUUCAAGACAUCAUUUGAAGGCCAAACACCAAGGAGAGAUUCUGAUAGUUGGAAAGCUUUUUAGUACGGUGUUUUCGUAUUUUAUUUGAUGAGCUUUGUGUUUUCAGUAACUGUUAGCUUUUUCUCAAGGUGUUUGCCGGUGGAGGUUUUGGCAAGAUGCUUGUUUCGUUUGGUCCUGCUAGUCUAAGAGAAUCGAGUUGAACUCGAGAGAAGCCCUGGCCCUCUGUAAUUUUACCAAUUUGGUUCUUUUAUUGUUAAUUUUUUCUUAUCAAUUUUCCAAAUUGACGAAAACUUUAGUGGUGCUUAGGCAUAUUCAUUCCUUGGCUGUGUAAAAUGUGUACGAGCAUUAUGCUAUAUUUUUUAUUAUGUUGGUAUAGAUCAAUAUUUGCUUGAACUA